GAUACUAAAUUUUUUUCCUUUGAAGGAAAAUCUUGGUACUACAUGGCAUAGGCUUAUGAAUAUCCAAAGUAAAGUUUAGUUUUUGUGAGCAAAUCUCUCUCUCUCUCUCUCCAUUUUGUAACUCUCUUCCAUGGAGUCAAGAUCACAAACCCCACCACUCCAUCAUCAUCAUCAAUCUCUCACCACGAACCCUACCAACAAUGAAGACACAAUUGACAUUGAAGCCAUUGAUCAUCAAGAAGAAACACAACAACAUCAAAAUCAACCAUCACCAUUUGUCAACAACAAAAACCACCUGCAUGCAAAUGAUCAAAAAUCCAUUACAAACAAAAGGUACAUGCCACUUUUGAUAAUCAACUAUCUCUUACUCUUUGUUGGUUCAAUCUCAUCAAGUUUACUCUCAAAAUACUAUUUCAUCCACAAAGGUUCAAGCAAAUGGGUCUCAACUUGGGUUCAAUGUGCUGGCUUCCCUCUCUUGAUCAUCCCAAUUUUUCUCCCUUAUCUCUUCAAUCUCACCAAAAGAAACCCUUUCACUGAUUUCACACCGAAAAUGUUAACCCUAUCAAUUUUUGUUGGUAUCAUGUUAGGGUUUAACAAUCUUUUAAUCUCAUGGGGUGUUGCAUAUCUACCUGUUUCAACUUCAGCACUUUUGCUAUCUUCACAGCUUGUUUUCAAUCUCAUUCUCUCAGCCAUCAUAGUGAAACAAAAAAUCACUUUUUCAAAUCUCAAUUGUGUUAUUCUUCUCACAUUGAGUUCAAUCAUUCUUGCAUUGAAUUCUAGUAGUGAGAGACCAAAAGGACUAACAAAAAAAGAAUACUUUAUUGGAUUCUUUUGCACCCUUGGUGCAGGGUUGUUAUUUGCACUUUAUUUACCAGUUAUGGAGAAAGUUUAUAAAAAGGUUUAUUGUUACGAAAUGGUGAUGGAAAUGCAGCUUAUAAUGGAGAUUGCAGCGACGGUUUUAGCGACGGUAGGAAUGGCAUGGGACGGUGGAUUUAAAGAAAUGAAGAGAGAAAGUGAGGAGGUUUUUGACAAGGGAAGUAGGGUUUAUUGGGUGACGGUUAUGGCUAAUGUCGUGACGUGGCAGUUUUGUUUUAUGGGGACUGCUGGGAUGGUGUUUUUGACAUCUUCAUUAACUGGUGGGAUUUGCAUGACAGCUUUGUUGUCUAUGAAUGUGUUGGGUGGUGUUAUAGUUUAUAGAGAUGCAUUUGGUGGUUUGAAAGCUGUUUCAACUGUUUUGUGUAUGUGGGGAUUUUGUUCUUAUGUUUAUGGUAUGUAUGUUAAGAUGUUGGAAGAGAAAGGGAGGAUGGCUAAGGAAAGGAAUGAUUCUUCCAUGGAGUUGAGUACUAUGAGAAGGAGUAGAGGUGCAACUGGUUGAAUAAUACUCCAUCCGUCCCAAAACGUAAGCAAAAUUGAGUCAACAUAAGUUAGUGUAUUUGGUUCAAAAAUACAUUAACUUUCGUUAAUCAAUUUUUACUUAUAUUUUAGGACGGUGAGAGUAUUUUUUAGGUGAGUACAGUGAGUAUUAAUGGGACGUCAGUCAAUUAAAAAGUUCAAGGUUUGUAUUAUAUAUCAAAGUUUAAAUUGAACAUAUUGGUAGUAACAUGAACUUUUGAUUAAUAAAAUUGUACUCACUAAUGUAAAAAAGAAAAAAAAUAUUAAAACAGAUAUAGUUAGACGCUACAUGUUUUAUAUAAUUGUUGGAUGAAAACAAAUAUAAUUGGAUGGGUUUGGUCCAUUUUGUAUUUCAA
This is a messenger RNA of Medicago truncatula (barrel medic), 1748 nucleotides long. Its product is annotated as probable purine permease 4. The coding region runs from base 131 to 1375 and encodes 414 amino acids. Gene Ontology annotation, molecular function: purine nucleoside transmembrane transporter activity. NCBI's taxonomy places the organism in Eukaryota, Viridiplantae, Streptophyta, Magnoliopsida, Fabales, Fabaceae. The transcript has a single exon. The record is from RefSeq and is a predicted model, not a curated record. Gene Ontology annotation, cellular component: membrane.